AAGGGUAACUUGACGCUGGCCUGCAGCAUAGCGCCAUCCUCAGCUGAUACAGUGCAGCAUGGCUGCCAGGCAAUUACUGACACAAUAAUACUGACCCACCACAAGGGGUAAUGAGAGCACUACUGGCGAUAUUACCUCAUGAGACCCAUGUAUAACAAGUUACUGCUAGCCCCUGACCCAGGGUUGGAGACUGGCCCACAGGGGAAACCUAUGGCGGACACCACUACAUGAGGGAUGCAGUCAGGAUCCCGGCAGCCAGAUAACCGACACUGGAAUACCGACAUCCCGAAUAGGUAGACAUCUCAGCGUCGGAAUCCCGGGAUGUCGAAUGUCCUCACACCGCGCCACUGAGGAGGUACCAGAGGGAAACAGUCGUGGUGCCAUGUCGUUUCCCGCUCCCAAAGUCCGACCACCGGAACUGCCCCGGUGUCUGCAGCGCCGACUGACCUGUAACCAGGGAGCCGUAAGGGCAGUGAGGUUCAACGUGGAUGGUAAUUAUUGUAUAACGUGUGGCAGUGACAAAUCUCUGAAGCUAUGGAACCCACAUAAGGGAACAAUGCUGAAAACAUACAGCGGCCAUGGAUAUGAAGUGCUUGAUGCAGCAGGGUCAUUGGACAACAGCCAGCUGUGUUCCUGCAGUUCCGACAAAACCGUAAUCCUCUGGGAUGUGGCGCAGGGUCUGAUGGUGAGGAAGUUCCGUGGACACGCAGGGAAAGUGAACUGCGUGCAAUUUAAUGAGGAGUCCACAGUCGUCAUAUCAGGUUCAAUAGAUUCUUCUAUAAGAUGUUGGGACUGUCGAUCUCGCAGACCAGAAGCUAUUCAGAUAUUGGAUGAAGCCAAGGAUGGCAUUUCCAGCAUCAAAGUGUCCGACCAUGAGAUCCUGGCUGGCUCUGUAGACGGCAGCCUGCGUCGGUAUGACCUCCGGAGUGGAGAGAUGUGCGCAGAUUACGUUGGCAGUCCCAUUACAUGUGUCAGCUUCAGUCAGGACUCGCAGUGUCUCUUAGCAUCCUCGCUGGAUUCUUCCCUUCGCCUCCUCGACAAGGACACAGGAGAGCUGCUCGGGGAGUACACAGGACACCAGAACAAGAGCUACAAGCUGGACAGCUGCCUGAGUGAGAAAGACACACACGUGGUCAGCUGCUCCGAGGACGGGACAGUCUGUUUCUGGGACCUGGUGGAGGGUUCCCUCGUGCUCAAGCUGCCAGUCAGUAAAGGAGUCGUACAAUCUCUCUCAUAUCACCCAACUGAGCCGUGUCUGCUGACGUCCAGUGAGGGCGAAAUCCAGGUCUGGAGAGAGACCCCACACGAAGAGAAUACAGCACAAUAACACUGUAUAUAUUCUGUUUUUUCCUGUUAGGGAGAUAUAUUUUGUACCCAUUUUAUUAAAAUAAUAAAUUCCUUUUAUUUGUUUGGAAACAA
Molecule: messenger RNA, 1419 nt
Organism: Pseudophryne corroboree (corroboree frog)
Lineage: Eukaryota; Metazoa; Chordata; Amphibia; Anura; Myobatrachidae
Gene: WDR83
Product: WD repeat domain 83
Exons: 10
Coding region: 329-1327 (332 amino acids)
Biological process (GO): mRNA splicing, via spliceosome
Cellular component (GO): catalytic step 2 spliceosome
Molecular function (GO): protein binding
Source: RefSeq, a predicted model, not a curated record